UCCUUCCAGUUCCAGCUCCGCAAAAGCCAAGCAAUCGAGUGAGUUAUAGCCAAUACACUCGACGACAGGGAAAACAGCCAAAACUUGUAUCAAAAUCGUCGGAAACCACCUAUCCGUCGGCAAUGUCGGCGGCGAAAGCCUCGCAGUCACCGACAUCUCUCGCCACCGUCUGCACACUCCAAGGCUCUCUCCUCACUCUCGCCGUUCUAACUUUAGUCUCCUUCAGCUACAUCUCGCUAAAGUCUCUCCACUCGCCAUCUCUCGAAUCCUCCACCAAUCCUUCUCCCUUUCAACGUCCACUGGUGAUUAAUUCGGCCGUUAAUGACACUGAAAUUUCGACAUCCGUUGAGGAACCAGUAGUAUCGUUAUCAUCUGAGGAGGAAUUGUCGGAUGUGUAUCACUCGCCGGAUGUAUUCAGAUUGAACUAUGCUGAAAUGGAGAAAAAGUUCAAGGUAUAUAUAUAUCCGGAUGGCGAUCCGAAUACGUUUUACCAGACGCCGAGGAAGCUGACUGGGAAGUACGCCAGCGAGGGUUAUUUUUUCCAGAAUAUCAGGGAGAGUAAAUUUGUUACGGACGAUCCAGAUCAGGCUCACUUGUUCUUCAUUCCAAUAUCUUGCCAUAAGAUGAGAGGAAAGGGCACAUCCUAUGAGAACAUGACCAUAAUUGUACAGAACUAUGUUGAGAGCUUAAUAGCAAAGUACCCAUACUGGAAUAGAACUCUAGGAGCUGAUCACUUUUUUGUUACUUGCCAUGAUGUUGGUGUGAGGGCUACUGAAGGACUUCCAUUUCUCAUAAAGAACUCUAUUCGUGCUGUGUGCUCUCCAAGCUAUGAUGUUGGAUAUAUUCCGCACAAAGAUGUUGCUCUCCCACAAGUUCUGCAACCAUUUGCCCUUCCAGCUGGUGGAAAUGAUGUGGAGAAUAGGACAUCUCUGGGAUUUUGGGCAGGCCAUAGGAAUUCUAAAAUCAGGGUCAUCUUGGCACGUGUAUGGGAGAAUGAUACAGAACUUGAUAUCUCUAACAACAGAAUAAACAGGGCUACUGGACAUCUACUCUAUCAAAAGAGAUUUUACAGAAAUAAGUUCUGCAUAUGCCCUGGUGGCUCUCAGGUCAAUAGUGCACGCAUAGCAGAUUCCAUACACUAUGGAUGUAUUCCCGUGAUACUCUCUAAUUAUUAUGACUUGCCAUUCAAUGACAUUCUCGAUUGGCGUAAAUUUGCCGUCAUAGUCAGGGAGAAGGAUGUAUAUGAGCUAAAGCAAAUUCUCAAGAGCAUAACUCAAGAAGAGUUCGUGACUCUGCAUUACAAUUUAGUCAAGAUCCAGAAACAUUACCAGUGGAAUUCACCUCCUGUCAAAUAUGAUGCUUUUCAUAUGGUCAUGUAUGAACUGUGGUUGCGCCACCGCGUACUCAAGUAUUAACUGCAACUUUUCAUCAUAAACUUGACUCGCAUAUACUCAGGAAUCAGGAGGUUGCUGGAUCAGUUUAUAAAUUGUAUAUAACCUCAUAACAGUUUCUUCUUUCAUCUGCUCUCUAUUCUUUAUAUUUAUUCCCCUCCUAUAGGUUUUGAAUUAGUUCCUUUUUUGACCUGUGAAGAACCAGAGACAAAACUGUUGAGGGCAUGAUUAUCUGUUGUCUGUAUGUUUAUGAGUUCUUUGUGAACCCAGCAAGUAGCUGCAGUUAUAUUGUGUUGCUAAUUAUUUCUUUCAAUUACUUUUCCCAGUGGGUUAUAGUU
Ipomoea triloba (trilobed morning glory) is the source of this 1729-nucleotide messenger RNA. RefSeq names its product probable glycosyltransferase At5g03795. Lineage: Eukaryota; Viridiplantae; Streptophyta; Magnoliopsida; Solanales; Convolvulaceae. The transcript is spliced from 6 exons. Bases 123 to 1415 code for a protein of 430 amino acids. The record is from RefSeq and is a predicted model, not a curated record. Gene Ontology annotation, molecular function: glycosyltransferase activity.